This is a messenger RNA of Linum trigynum, 1761 nucleotides long. NCBI's taxonomy places the organism in Eukaryota, Viridiplantae, Streptophyta, Magnoliopsida, Malpighiales, Linaceae. The record is from the annotation of a GenBank genome assembly.
AUGACUCAGUUCCCUUAUUCUUCUGCUGCUAUGACCCGCAAUUCAACUACUCCUAUGACCUCCAAUUCUGUAACUUUCGCUAGCGUAGAUGAUGCCUUGGAUUCAUUUAAUCGGAUGCUCCAAAUGAAUCCCAGGCCUUCCGGUGUCAAAUUUGGUCAGUUGGUGUCAUCUCUUGUUAGAAUGAAGGCCUUCCAGGCUGCCUUCUAUGCUUCUAAACGUAUGGAAUUAGCUGGAGUACCACACGAUCGUUACACAGUUAGCAUAUUGCUUCGUUGCUUCUGUAAAUUGGGUCGAGUGGAUUUUGGCUACUCAGUUUUGAGCAAAGCUCAGAAACUCGGUAUUCAAUUCGACGAUGUGAUGCUCAAUACAUUGAUCGACGGGCUCUGUAAAGUUGGGAAAGUAAUCGAGGCUGCAAGGUUGGUUCAUAAAAUUAGGAUUUUGGGUUAUCAACCGGAUGUUUUCACUUUUAACAUUAUUAUAGAUGGGCUUUGUAAGAUAGGGCAAACGAAUGCUGGACUUGAAUUGCUUGAAAACAUGAAGGAGUUCGGUUGUCAACCUGAUGUCGUUAGUUAUAGCACGGUCAUUAGAAGCCUAUGCAAUGAUGGAAUGGUAUCUAGAGCUUUAGAUGUGUUUUCAGAGAUGGAGGAGAAAAAGAUUCAACCAAAUGUGUUUGCUUACAAUAGCUUGAUUUAUGGUUUGUGCAUUUCAAGCAGAAUCAAUGAAGCUAUGGAGUUGUUCAAUAAAAUGGUAGACAAGAAGAUCAUGCCUGAUACAUUCACCUAUAACAUAUUGGUUGAUGCUUUCUGUAAGGAAGGAAAUGUUUUGGGAGCUAAAGUUAUACUCAAAAUGAUGAUUCAAAGAGGACUGCUUCCAGAUAACGUCAGUUACAAUUCAUUGAUGAAUGGGUAUCGUUUGCGCAAUGAAUUAGACAAAGCCAGAAAGCUAUUUGAUUUCAUUGACAAUAGGGGGUGCAAACCUGAUGUUGAGGGGUACAAUAUCAUGAUUCAUGGAUAUUGUAAAAAUGGAAUGAUGGGUGAAGCAGAACAGUUAUUGAAUAGUAUGCUUGAGAAGGAUUUGGUUCCAGAUACGGUCACGUAUAGUACUAUGAUAAAUGGAUUUUGUCAAGUUGGGAGGCUUAAAGAUGCACUACAAAUUCUCAAGAAAAUGAGUGGUGAGGGUUUUUCCCCGGAUAUCAUGACAUACAAUAGUUUGCUUGAUUACUUGUGUCGACGAGGUAAAAUUGACGACGCAUUAGCUUUGUUUCAAGUAAUAGAAAGUAGGUUGAAGUCUGAUGUUGUGGGAUACACUAUACUUUUGGAUGGACUGUGGAAAGCAGGGAGGGGAGAGGAGGCAAGGGAAUUGUUUUCUAGGCUCUCUAGAGACAAUUGUUUGCAACCUAAUACCCGCGCAUAUACCACCGCAAUCAAUGGACUUUGCCAUCAUGGUUUUGUGGAUGAAGCAUAUGAUUUGUUUAGGAAAAUGGAGGGGGAUAGAUGUCUACCUGACAAUUGCUCUUAUAAUGUGAUUAUUCAUGGAUUUCUUCACCAUAAGGAUCCGCUUGAAGCAAUGGACCUCAUUCACGAGAUGGUUUCGAAAGGUUUCUCAGCCGAUUUAACCACGAUGUCUUUGUUGAUAGAAUUGUUGCCCAAGAAUCAGUUGGAUCAUCCAAUUGUCCAGAAGCUGUUGAAUGGUCCUAAUAUCAAGAGUCACGAAAUAGUGUCUAGUGAUCUAUCAGCUGCUGCAACCCAAGGAACCUGCUGA